Molecule: messenger RNA, 2453 nt
Organism: Lobosporangium transversale
Lineage: Eukaryota; Fungi; Mortierellomycota; Mortierellomycetes; Mortierellales; Mortierellaceae
Exons: 2
Coding region: 328-2427 (699 amino acids)
Biological process (GO): SCF-dependent proteasomal ubiquitin-dependent protein catabolic process
Cellular component (GO): SCF ubiquitin ligase complex
Molecular function (GO): protein binding
Source: RefSeq, a predicted model, not a curated record
GCUUUUUCUUCAUCAAUCUCAGGUUCAGAUCCUCUUAUCCUUCUUCUUCCUCCCUUUUCUUCUGUCCCUUUCUCUUGUUCAACCGCCUCGAUAGACCUUCGUCCCCCUCCGCCAAUUCGCUUGGCCUUAUUGAUUCAUUCUUUUGCUCUAAACACCUUGCUAAGCAGAGCAAACAACCCUCUCCACUCUUCCCCUUCCUUGCUUUCCGAUCGUUGCAUUCCUUUAUCUCCUCCUUUUCAGUUCUUCCUUUUCGUUCUUUAAUCAUUGCACUGAGCCUUACCUCAAACCCGUGCGCUUCAGAUUGUUAAAAAAAUAUAAAAAAUAGAAAUGCCUGCUUUAGUGUGCCCUGAAGACUUGGUUAAGAAAGCCAACUGUCAUCCUGCAGUAACAACAGUAGAGAUCUCCAACCUUAAGAGGAAAAACCAUCUACAACAACAGCAGCAGGACCGCCAGCACUAUCACUAUCAGAGGUUCAGAAGCAUCUUUGACUUGCCAGAAGUAUGUGAUCUUAUUGCAGGUCAUCUGGACAAGAACACUCUUACGGUUGUUGUUAGGGUCUGUCGACUGUGGUAUGCGAAUUGGAUCAGGCAUCUUUGGAGAAGAAUCCGAGUGGAAGCAGGAACGCUCAAUGGCAUCGAGAUGGUAAAUGCUUUCCCAAGAUUGAGUUUGUACAUUCGGCAACUCGAAUGGAUUCAUUCAUCUGAUCCAACAUCAGCAAAAGCUCCCAUUGCUUCUGAAUUGCUGAUGUCCUCAACUGAUCUAUCAAAAUUGAAUCUACACAGCCUUCUACUCAACGGUGGAGCUGGUGAGCUCGAUGAAACUACACUCACCUACAUUAUACAAUCCUCUAUUGAAGGAUUGUCGGCAUUACAACUACACAAUAUCCGAGACGUCCGAGGCGAUCUAUUAAAAGCAGCUGGUGUUCUUGUUAAUCUGAGGCAUUUCAGUUUGGCUAUGGCUGACCAGGAUGAUGAUGUUCAUCCCCACCACCGUUGUCUUCAGCAAUACAGCGGUGUUUCAACUUCAACCUCUUCCUUAUCACCGCCAUCAUCAUCAUCAUCAUCAUCAGGAUCCAUUAUUUCUCCUUUAACCUCCGCAAUGCUAUUCCACGAGCUGUCGGAGUCAGAACUCGACUCGGCUUCGCCGUCGCAAAGCAGUCCCAAUGACUCUCGAAACAUUGAGGAAUAUACUACAGCAGAUGAACUGCCUACACUCAUGAAUGCAUGCCCCUAUCUAAGGACGAUUCAAACCAUCAACUUGUCUGUACCAUUGACGAGAGAAGCAGAUGCGACUCUAGACUCCGGAUAUACUUCAGAUGCAUCUGAGGAUGGCAGUAUAGAGACAGGAACAGAAACAGUUCCAGAAUUAGAAGCCAUUGUGGACGUAAAGAAGGCUACAGUAGACUACAUUCCACAACAAUGGACCAUAAUGCAACACCUGACGGAUAUCAAUCUUCAUGGUACUGCCGUCUCGGGAAAUACUCUUUCUGUUCUCUUUGCUCGAUCGCCUCAUCUUAUCAAGCUCAACCUUGGACAGACAGCAUCGCCUUUAUACCUCACCGGAUUCCAUCUAGAGCCCACUCUGAUUAUGACUGCCAUGUCAAGCCUCGUAUUAUCUAAAUGUCAUUUUUUGGAUGGUCAGGCUUUCAAGGAAAUCUUCAAAGCUUCGCCAAACCUCUUGACACUCGAUAUUUCUGAUACAAACAUAGACGAUGCAACUUUGGGCGCCUUGGGACAUCAGUGCUUCAAAUUAAUGGAGCUUGACAUGCAGGGAUGUCGGCAAAUUACCGAUCAGGGGGUCCGUGAUAUGUUAUCCUAUCCACCUUCCACAGAGAGCAAUGAGGUCCUUGCUCCUUAUCAAAAUUACAGCCUCUGCUCAUUGUCAAUUGUGAAUUGCACUGAAUUGACAGGUCAGGGCGUCCGCCAUGUCUUAAUGACCUGUGCUAGACUGAAGGAUCUAGAAGCCCAGCAACCAGAGCUCCUGCCAGAGAGUCUCUUUCCUCAUGGACUGGAGACAAAUGACGAAGAAGAACUACACAAUUCUUUGUCAGAGGUUGAUGCUGUGGAUGAUGUAUCAUCCUUGCCGUGGGCGUGCUACUCGACGCUUGAGACACUCCGAAUUAAGAGCCUCAACUUUCUCAACUUAAGACAAGCAAGAUUCCUGAACGCUCGUCUGAGCGAACUAAAGCAACUCAAGGUGCUUCAUAUUGGAGGCAGUCAAUUGGAAUUGUCUGUGCUGAGUGGGUUGGGUAAUCAGCUAGAAAGUCUUUUUGUAGAUGAACUUACAAGGGAAGUGAACUUGGAUGAUGUGCGAUGGCUUGUAGAUCAUACUCCUAAUCUAACACGUCUGUGGUGUCGCCAAUUGAUCCGACAUUCUGAGCCUUGGAAAUUACUGCGAGAAACAAGGAAGAACCUCAAACUGUGGUAAAAUGAAAAAAAAAAAAAAAAAAAAAA